Molecule: messenger RNA, 1452 nt
Organism: Pseudomassariella vexata
Lineage: Eukaryota; Fungi; Ascomycota; Sordariomycetes; Amphisphaeriales; Pseudomassariaceae
Product: serine hydroxymethyltransferase
Exons: 2
Coding region: 1-1452 (483 amino acids)
Biological process (GO): tetrahydrofolate interconversion; folic acid metabolic process; L-serine catabolic process
Cellular component (GO): cytoplasm
Molecular function (GO): serine binding; cobalt ion binding; zinc ion binding
Source: RefSeq, a predicted model, not a curated record
AUGGCUGCCAACGGUACCACGUACGCCCUCUCGGGCGCUCACAAAGAGUUACUCGAAAAGUCGCUGGUCGAUUCCGACCCCGAGGUUGCCGAGAUCAUGACCAAGGAGAUCCAGAGGCAGCGCGAAUCCAUUAUCCUCAUUGCCUCCGAGAAUGUCACGUCCCGCGCUGUGUUCGAUGCCCUGGGCUCGCCCAUGUCCAACAAGUACUCCGAGGGUCUGCCCGGUGCCAGAUACUACGGUGGAAACCAGCACAUUGACGAGAUUGAGAUCCUCUGCCAACAGCGCGCCUUGAAGGCAUUUGGCCUCGAUUCCGAGAAGUGGGGUGUCAAUGUUCAGUGCCUGAGCGGCAGCCCUGCGAACUUGCAGGUCUACCAGGCCAUCAUGCCUCCCCAUGGCCGGUUGAUGGGACUCGAUCUCCCCCACGGUGGCCAUCUCAGCCACGGCUACCAGACUCCGGCCAAGAAGAUCUCAGCGGUUUCCACCUACUUCGAGACCAUGCCCUACCGCGUCAACAUCGACACGGGCAUCAUUGAUUACGACCGUCUCGAGGAGAACGCCCAGGUGUAUCGACCCAAGGUGCUCGUUGCUGGUACCUCUGCCUACUGCCGCGAGAUUGAUUACGCUCGCAUGCGCAAGAUCGCCGACUCGGUCGGUGCCUACCUUGUCGUUGACAUGGCUCACAUCUCCGGUCUCAUUUCGGCUGGGGUUAUCAAGUCUCCCUUUGAGCACGCAGAUAUUGUUACCACCACCACCCACAAGUCGCUUCGCGGCCCCCGUGGUGCUAUGAUCUUCUUCCGCAAGGGUGUUCGCAGCACCGAUAAGGCGGGCAAGCAGGUUAUGUACGAUCUCGAGAACCCCAUCAACUUCUCCGUCUUCCCCGGUCACCAGGGCGGCCCCCACAACCACACCAUCACUGCGCUUGCCGUAGCCCUGAAGCAAGCCGCAUCCCCCGAGUUCAAGGCCUACCAAAAGCAAGUUGUGGCCAAUGCCAAGACUCUCGAGGAGAAGUUUAAGGCUCUUGGCUACAAGCUUGUCUCUGAUGGCACUGACUCUCACAUGGUCCUGCUGGACCUGCGCCCGCAAGCUUUGGAUGGUGCUCGUCUCGAAUUUGUCCUCGAGCAGAUCAACAUUGCCUGCAACAAGAACAGCAUUCCCGGUGACAAGUCCGCCCUCACCCCGUGCGGUAUCCGUAUCGGUACUCCCGCCAUGACAUCGCGUGGCUUCGGCGAGAAGGACUUCGAGCGUGUUGCCGAGUACAUUGACCAGAGUAUCAAGAUUUGCAAGGAGGUCCAGGCUGCCCUGCCCAAGGAGGCCAACAAGCUCAAGGACUUCAAGGCCAAGGUCGGUGCUGGCGACAAUGCGAAGAUCAACGACCUCAAGAAGGAGAUCUCUGCAUGGUGCUACACUUUCCCUCUGCCCGUUGAGGGCUGGAGAGUGGAUGCUGGCAUUUAG